CAUGGACUGAGUGACACGGCGAGAGAGGGGCAGCAGCGAGCCUCACGCCGCCGCCGGGAGCCGCUUCUCCCGCCCAGCCGCCGCCGGAGGAGGGGAGCCGGCCUCGAGCGCCGCCCGCCGCUUUCCCUCCGCCGCGGCGGGUGUUUGGUUGGUGCAAUGGCCAGGCCGGUGCCGGGGACCCGGCAGUGACUCGGUGCCCGCCCAGAGCCGUCCUGAGCGGGGUGGGGGAGUCGGGGCCGCCGCGGGAAUCUCUCUCCCCCCGCCCCGGCCGCUGCUCCGCGCCGUUCAUGCCUUUGCAGCUGAGAGGUGCCCAGGGGCGGAGCAGCCUCAGCAGCGCCCAGUCGGGGAGCGUCCCCUCUGCUCCCCGCCCUGUUCCUGAGACAGGGCCCAGGCCCGGCCGGGAGCCCCCAGCUUCUCCGCAGCGCUAGGCCCCGGAGCGGAUACCGGGGCCGGCUUCAGCGUGAUCUCCUCCUGCCCGGCCGCUCGCCCAGCCCCGCGGGGAGGGGGAGGAUGAGCCAGCUUCAGACAGCGAAGAUGUCCGCUCCCCCCCCGCCUGCGCCCCUGCAGCCCGGGGAGGGGGUGACCACGAGCCGCCAGAGGAAGCUGGAGUCCAUGAUCCGAGACCCUCGGUCCCCAGUCAAUGUGGAAAGUUUGCUGGAUGGCCUGAAUUCUUUGGUCCUUGAUCUGGAUUUUCCAGCACUGAGGAAAAACAAGAACAUAGAUAAUUUCUUAAAUAGAUAUGAGAAAAUUGUGGAAAAAAUUCGAGCUUUACAAAUGAAAGCUGAAGACUAUGAUGUUGUUAAGGUGAUUGGAAGAGGUGCUUUUGGAGAAGUACAGUUGGUUCGCCAUAAAACGUCACAGAAGGUUUAUGCAAUGAAGCUUCUUAGUAAAUUUGAAAUGAUAAAAAGAUCGGAUUCAGCCUUUUUCUGGGAAGAAAGAGAUAUCAUGGCCUUUGCCAACAGUCCCUGGGUGGUUCAACUCUUUUGUGCCUUUCAAGAUGACCGAUACUUGUACAUGGUAAUGGAAUAUAUGCCGGGUGGAGAUCUUGUAAACCUUAUGAGCAAUUAUGAUGUGCCUGAAAAAUGGGCCAAAUUUUACACAGCUGAAGUUGUCCUUGCUCUGGAUGCAAUUCACUCCAUGGGCUUGAUACACAGAGAUGUGAAGCCUGAUAAUAUGCUUUUGGAUAAACAUGGGCAUCUAAAGUUGGCAGAUUUUGGCACCUGUAUGAAAAUGGAUGAAACUGGUAUGGUGCGCUGUGAUACAGCUGUUGGAACACCUGACUACAUAUCGCCUGAAGUCUUGAAGUCACAAGGAGGUGAUGGCUGCUAUGGACGGGAGUGCGAUUGGUGGUCUGUAGGAGUUUUUCUCUUUGAGAUGCUUGUUGGGGACACUCCAUUUUAUGCAGACUCCUUGGUAGGAACGUAUAGUAAAAUCAUGGAUCACAAGAAUUCAUUAAGUUUCCCAGAUGAUGUGGAAAUCUCUAAGCAUGCAAAGAACCUCAUCUGUGACUUUUUAACUGACAGGGAGGUGCGACUUGGGAGAAGUGGGGUAGAAGAAAUUAAACAGCACCCUUUCUUUAAGAGCGAUCAAUGGAACUGGGAUAACAUUCGAGAGACUGCUGCUCCUGUUGUACCUGAGCUUAGCAGUGACAUAGACAGCAGUAAUUUUGAUGACGUUGAGGAUGACAAAGGAGAUGUGGAAACCUUUCCAAUCCCUAAAGCCUUUGUGGGAAACCAGCUGCCUUUUAUAGGAUUUACCUACUAUCGAGAGAAUCUGUUGCUAAGUGACUCUCCUCAGUCUUGCAGAGAAAAUGAAUCCAUGCAAUCCAGGAAAAAUGAGGACAGCAAAGAGUUUGCACAGUUUCAGAAAAAACUGAGCAAGUUAGAAGAACAACUCAGUAAUGAAAUACAAGCCAAAGAUGAACUAGAACAGAAGUGCAGGUCUGUUAAUGCUCGUUUAGAGAAGACCGUGAAAGAACUAGAUGAAGAGGUAACAUCAAGGAAGAAUGUAGAAUCUGCAUUAAGGCAAUUAGAAAGAGAGAAGGCUCUUCUUCAGCACAAGAAUGCAGAAUACCAGCGGAAAGCAGAACAUGAAGCAGAUAAAAAACGCAAUUUGGAAAAUGAUGUUAACAGUUUGAAAGACCAGCUUGAAGAUUUAAAAAGGAGAAAUCAGAACUCUCAGAUAUCAAAUGAGAAAAUCAAUCAGCUACAAAGACAGCUGGAUGAAGCCAAUGCUUUACUACGCACAGAGUCUGAUACUGCAGCCAGGUUAAGGAAGAACCAGACCGAAAGUACAAAGCAAAUCCAGCAGUUGGAAGCUAAUAAUCGAGAAUUACAAGAUAAAAACUGCAUGCUGGAGAAUGCUAAACUCAAACUUGAGAAGGACUUCAUCAAUCUUCAGUCAGCCCUAGAAUCUGAAAGAAGAGAUCGAAGUCAUGGGUCAGAGAUUAUCAGCGAUCUACAAGGUCGAAUAUCUAGCCUAGAAGAAGAAGUAAAAAAUGGAAAGAGUACAUUAGCCAAAGCAGAAGUGGAGAAGAGACAAUUACAAGAGAAGUUCACAGAUUUGGAAAAGGAGAAGAGCAACAUGGAAAUAGACAUGACAUAUAAACUCAAGGUUAUGCAGCAGAACCUGGAACAAGAAGAAGCUGAACAUAAAGCCACAAAAGCACGAUUAGCAGACAAAAAUAAAAUCUAUGAAUCUAUUGAAGAAGCCAAGUCUGAAGCCAUGAAAGAAAUGGAAAAGAAGCUGUUGGAGGAGAGAGCUUCAAAGCAAAAAGUAGAAAACGGCUUGUUAGAAAUUGAAAAGCGGUGUUCUAUGUUGGACUGUGAUCUCAAACAGUCUCAACAGAAAAUAAAUGAGUUGCUUAAACAAAAGGAUAAACUAAAUGAAGAUGUUAAAAACUUGACAUUAAAAAUAGAACAGGAAACACAAAAGCGCUGCCUCACGCAGAAUGACCUGAAGAUGCAAACACAACAAGUCAACACAUUGAAAAUGUCAGAGAAACAGCUAAAACAAGAGAAUAACCAUCUCCUGGAAAUCAAACUGAGCUUGGAAAAGCAAAAUAAUGAACUCCGCAAAGAACGUCAGGAUGCAGAUGGACAAAUGAAAGAGCUACAAGACCAGCUUGAAGCUGAACAAUAUUUCUCAACUUUGUACAAGACCCAAGUUCGUGAGCUUAAAGAGGAAUGUGAAGAAAAGACCAAACUUUGUAAAGAAAUGCAGCAAAAGAUACAGGAGUUACAAGAUGAGAGAGACUCCUUGGCUGCACAACUUGAGAUAACUUUGACAAAAGCUGAUUCAGAGCAACUUGCUCGCUCCAUUGCUGAAGAACAGUACUCUGAUUUGGAAAAAGAGAAGAUCAUGAAAGAAUUGGAGAUUAAAGAGAUGAUGGCUAGGCAUAAGCAAGAACUUACUGAGAAAGAUGCUACCAUAGGAUCUCUGGAGGAAGCCAAUAGGACACUAACUAGUGAUGUGGCUAAUCUUGCUAAUGAGAAAGAGGAACUGAAUAAUAAACUGAAAGAAGUCCAAGAACAAAUUGCAAGGCUAAAAGAGGAAGAAACAAAUACAAUUAUUAUUAAAACUCAGUUUGAGAAGCAGUUGUUGAAUGAGAGAACACUGAAAACCCAGGCGGUAAACAAGUUGGCUGAGAUCAUGAAUCGGAAAGAUCCAGUCAAACGUGGAGCUGACACUGAUGUGCGGAGGAAAGAAAAGGAGAAUAGGAAACUGCAUAUGGAACUGAAAUCUGAACGUGAAAAGUUAACUCAGAUGAUGAUUAAAUAUCAGAAGGAGAUCAAUGAAAUGCAGGCACAAAUAGCAGAGGAGAGCCAGAUACGAAUCGAACUGCAGAUGACACUUGACAGCAAGGAUAGCGACAUUGAACAACUUCGCUCACAGCUCCAGUCAAUACAUAUUGGCCUAGACUGCAGCAGCAUAGGCAGUGGACCUGGGGAUGCUGAGGCAGAUGAUGGAUUCCCUGAAUCGAGAUUAGAGGGUUGGUUAUCACUACCUGUCCGAAAUAACACUAAGAAAUUUGGAUGGGUGAAAAAGUAUGUAAUUGUAAGCAGUAAGAAGAUUCUGUUCUAUGAUAGUGAACAAGAUAAAGAACAUUCUAACCCCUACAUGGUGUUAGAUAUUGACAAAUUGUUCCACGUCCGGCCAGUCACACAGACCGAUGUGUACAGAGCAGAUUCCAAAGAGAUUCCUAGGAUAUUCCAGAUUCUGUAUGCUAAUGAAGGAGAAAGCAAGAAGGAACCAGAAUUUCCUGUGGAGCCUAUGGGGGAGAAAUCAAAUUACAUUUGCCACAAGGGACAUGAAUUUAUACCCACUCUGUAUCAUUUUCCAACCAACUGUGAGGCUUGUAUGAAGCCACUGUGGCACAUGUUUAAACCUCCUCCUGCUCUAGAGUGCCGCCGCUGCCAUAUCAAAUGUCACAAAGAUCACAUGGAUAAAAAGGAAGAGAUUAUAGCACCUUGCAAAGUAUAUUAUGAUAUUUCAACUGCAAAGAAUCUACUACUGUUAGCUAAUUCUACAGAGGAACAACAGAAAUGGGUGAGCCGAUUGGUGAAAAAAAUUCCAAAAAAGCCUCCAGCACCCGACCCCUUUGCUCGAUCUUCUCCUAGAACUUCCAUGAAGGUACAGCCAAAUCAGUCUAUGAGACGGCCAAGCCGACAGCUUCCUCCAAACAAACCGAGCUAACUGCCUUCUGUGAAUGCAGUCACUAUUCAAGGUGAUAAUUUUCUUCUCAUUAAAACAAGACUGAAACAUGAUAUCCCAAAAUUUAUUAAAAUAUAUAUAUUUUCCUGAGAGACUGUGCUAUAUAUAUCAGAGGUUUACAAUUUUUUGCUGCAAUAUAAAUUACUAAUCUCUGAGGGGUUUUUUAUAAUCUCUUGGGGUAACUGAUCAAAUGAGGACUGUUGGUAAUAGUAUAAGGAUACUUUAGGUAACCUUUUAGAGUCUUGUUCCAAAAAAGUUUAUCUUGGCAAGACACACACACUACAUUUCACAAAAGAACUAAGAAGAGUGAAAAUUAAAACUGAAGAAAUCCAUCUUUCAACUUUGAUAGAGAGAUGCCACCAGCAUGUUUGCCGGAAAAGAAGGCGGGAAAGAUCCACCACAGUGGUAUAGACUGCAUCUUUAAGAAGUGACCAUUAUACUGUGUAUAUAUAUUGUACUGUAAUACUGCAAAAGGGUUUUAAAAAAACUUUCCACUUUAUUUUUUUAUGCAUAUUAAUCAGAUACCAUUACUUACUGCAGUUGCAACUAUGCACUUGUGUAAAGCCAUAAUGUUGAAGUUAAUAUCUUUCAUACAUGUUUAUCAAAAGCUGCAUGUCAUUGUUGAGCAGCUAGUAUAAUGAGAUGUUUGAAGUACAUACUCAUUUCAAUUAUUUCAUAAUGGGCAGUCCUAUUUUACCUAUCUGAAUGCCUUAAUUUAAUUUUUUCAAGGUCUAUGCCCAUUCUCUGUAUUUAAGGAAAAAAGAAUGUUUACCAGCUCUUAGGAUACAAAUUUGCUUUGUGGCAGAAAAAAUAGUGCACUAUUUUUACACACAAUUAUAUCAAUGUCAGCCUAUUUUGAAUGUAUAUUGAUUGGUUUUGGGGUGGGAGGGAGUAUUGGUUACAGAAACAAUAACUGAUAGUAUUGAAACUAAUAUAACUUUCAUGUGUACAUGUAACUUUUCAUCCAGUCCUUUUUACAAACCUCAAUAUUAGUCAUUGACUUUAUAUUACCCUUAUUAAGUGCUAUGAAACUUCAUUUUGCCUUGUUUUGCGUACUCUCCUAGAUGUGUUUUUAUUUCUGGAAAAAAAAGUCUGAGACUAUUUUUACAUUUUCACAGUACAAUAUCCAAGGACUGUCACAAACUUUAAAGAAAACUAAAACAGACUGUAGAUGUAUUUUAAAUUUUUGAAUCCAGUUCUCUAGCACAUAGCCUAGGCAUAGAAAAAUAUUUCAGUAGUGUGUUUUGAGAACUUAUAGCUGGGAAUAAAGGGCCUCAGAGGCACUUAAUCUGAUUUUUUUUUAUCUUGGACUUGUACAAAAUUAUAAUUUAUGUGGGCUUGUUCAUGCUGUGUUCAUAAUUAUCCCAGAAAAUGCAUGUUUUAUACAACUACAGGAUGCUAUGUUAAACAUAUUGACAGUAAAACAAACAAAAAAAAUAUUUAGCCUCCUACUUGGUCUCUUUUUUUUUUUAUAUAUAUAUAUAUAUUUAUAUAUUGUGUGGUAGUGUGAUAAUUAAAAAUAUGAUCUAACAUUUCAAGGAAGGAAGACAUUUCACUUGAUCUUUUCUUUGGGAACAGUGUUGAGAUGUUCAAAGGAUAGGACCAUGACUUGUAUAACACUAUCAUGAAGAGUGGACUUAGAACCACAGAAGUAUUGAAAAUGAAUAUAGCUACAUUGUAUUAGCGAUAAUAAAAUGUAACUGACCCAGUCUGCAUUCAGUUUUAUAUUUAUGCAUUCUCAACCUAAAAUGUUUGUGCAUUCUUAAACUUAAAACUAAAAUGUGUAUAUCAUUUUAGUUAAAGUAUUAGCCCAAUGCACAGUAAAAGCUGUGUAUCCUUUCCCUGCUUGUUGUGAUUUACUGAAAUAAAGCAUAUUUUAGGUAAUGCAUAUUUGCAUACAAAACAAAAAAUUUAAAAUGUAUACAAUAAAACUGUUUCCAUUCACUGAAAGCAUAAAUAUUUUAUAUAAAAGAUUUUGUUACAUUGUGGGAAGUUCUAUCCUGUUCUGAAUUGGAGAAUAUAUAUAUAUAUAAAAAAUAAACUAUCUGAGUAAGGUAAAAUAGUUCCUGAUGUUGACAAAGCUGGUAAUUAAUUGUAAUAUUUAUACAUAAAAGGCAGCAAUUGUCAUGAUCGUGUGAAAAUGAAAUCUGUCAUUUAAGGGGAAAGUGUAAAGAAAUCUAUCUAAGACCAGAAGGAGGUCCCUGGCAGCACAGCUCCCAUGACAACAUGGUAAGCAAGGCCUAGGAGCUGCUUGAGGCCACAGCCACUGCAGUGUCUCCACGUGGAUGGCCCCAGCCUCCCAAGAAUCCCUAGGGAUCUGCCAAGUUUGGAGUGGCUUUUCUGUGGAAGGAACAAUACCCCACUCCAAGCAUCCUGUUACAGGGAAUCUCCACAAAGAAAUCAUCCUGGGGAUUUCCUCCUAAGAAGUUACUUCAUGUGGCUUUUCAUAUAGGAGGGGAUAAUAUGGCCUCUGAGAGCUAGUAUUUUUAUAGUUUAACCUUAAAAAUCAUUUGUGAAAUAUCCAUCCUCCAAAGAGAGAAUAUACUGUGAUUACCAGUCUCAUCUUUGAGAUGUGUAUGUGUUUGCAUGUACAGUACACAAUAGUUGCUUGUUACAUAGACAGUAAAUUGUACUUAGUUUUGCCCUUGCAAGUAACUGAUGUUACUGUGGAACUCCCAAAUUAUUCCCUGUACUAAGGAAUAACACUAAUUAUCAGGGAUCUUAGAAAUCCGUUUGCCAUGGAAAAAUGUGGUAUUUACAUUUUUACAAAGACUCUUUAGUUUUUACAUUUUGUGAAAAAAUAAAAACAUAGAGUGAACUCCAUUUAUCUAAGUCUCCAUUAUCCAGCUCUCUGUAUUAACAGAACCACCAGGGGCUGACAACAUCAGGCAGCUGAUGGUUUGGUUAAUACGGACAGCUGGGUAGUGGAGGUUUGGAUAAACAGGGUUCUACUGUAUAUCAGUAAAACAUUGUGUUCAACUGCUACCUAUAUGUAUUGUGGCUAGGGAAACUGAAGUUCAGUAUUUCAUUUUAAUUGCAAAAAAAAUAGAUUUGGGGUUUUUUUAUUGGAGAAUUUUGUUUUUUAUCAUGGAAAACUAGGAUGCCUGCUAAAAAUGUAAACUGACAUGCAAAAUUAUAAAGAUUUUAAUUACAAUCACUGUAGACGUACUUGCAUAUCAGCUUCCUUUUCCUUUGGAAGCUUGCUUUGUACAUUCUGUUCACAAUCACACUUCUCCAUAGCCCAUGUAGCAUCUGUUUUAUUCAGAAUUGGGAAAGCUCAUCCUUUAGUUAGUUUCAGAAGUAUUUGCCAAGACCAUGUUGUUUGUUCUACUAAUUCUGACAGUCGUUGCAAACUUGAUUUUCUUUUAAAAGCAUUUCUCUAUGAACAAGAUUAAGUGAUUAAGACACAACA
This is a messenger RNA of Mauremys mutica (yellowpond turtle), 8125 nucleotides long. RefSeq names its product Rho associated coiled-coil containing protein kinase 2 (gene ROCK2). The record is from RefSeq and is a predicted model, not a curated record. Gene Ontology annotation, cellular component: cytoplasm; cytoskeleton. Gene Ontology annotation, molecular function: small GTPase binding; Rho-dependent protein serine/threonine kinase activity; ATP binding. The transcript has 33 exons. The coding region runs from base 511 to 4695 and encodes 1394 amino acids. Gene Ontology annotation, biological process: smooth muscle contraction; mitotic cytokinesis; regulation of actin cytoskeleton organization. Lineage: Eukaryota; Metazoa; Chordata; Testudines; Geoemydidae.